UUGUAAUCUUUUCUCCGUUGAGUAAACGAAUUAUGAGUUGUCGUUUGGCGAAAAGCUAUGGUUUAAUCAAAUUGUUGAUGAAACCGGCUAAUGGGCGUCUACGUUGUUUUCCCCAAUUUAUGCGUUUCCCGGCUGAUGGGUUCUCUGCGUUUCACAGUUUCUCCACGACGAGGAACAGAUCCAUGUCCGCUUCUUCCUCGGCAAACCCGAUGGCCGGCGUGGAGCCAAACGGCGUCACACUGCUUCCGGCUGUUGAAGACAAGUACGGUGGCGUGGUGACGGAAAUGAGUCAUCCCAUGGAUCCUUCUGCCUUCUCUUCACUUCUCCGAUCCUCUCUCUCUAACUGGACUCUUCAGGGUAAGAAAGGAGUGUGGAUCAAAUUGCCGAGGCAGCUUAUUGGUCUUGCUGAAACUGCUGUUAAGGAGGGGUUUUGGUUUCAUCACGCGGAGAAAGACUACUUGAUGCUUGUGUAUUGGAUUCCCAAAGAAGACCAUACUCUUCCUGCCAAUGCAUCUCACCGUGUUGGCAUAGGUGCAUUUGUCAUUAACAACAACAACGAGGUGCUGGUGGUUCAAGAAAAGACAGGGAGGUUUAAAGGACAAGGUAUCUGGAAGUUCCCCACCGGAGUAGUCAAUGAGGGUGAAGACAUCCAUGAUGGCUCGGUCAGAGAGGUGAAAGAAGAAACCGGAGUGGAUACAGAAUUCGUCCAAAUAUUGGCGUUCAGACAGACACACAAAGCUUUCUUUGAAAAGUCAGAUUUGUUCUUCGUGUGCAUGUUGAAGCCCCUUUCUCUGGAGAUCAAUGCACAGGAGUCAGAGAUAGAGGCAGCUCAGUGGAUGCCAUGGGAGGAAUACACGGAGCAACCAUUCGUACAGAAUCAUGAGCUGUUGAGGUAUAUGAGAGACAUUUGCUAUGCUAAAACCAACGGAGACUACGAAGGCUUCACUCCUCUCCGCGUCUCUGCACCUGAUCAACAAGGCAACUUGUACUUCAACACCCGCGACUUCCAUUCCCGCCAU
Molecule: messenger RNA, 1019 nt
Organism: Thlaspi arvense
Lineage: Eukaryota; Viridiplantae; Streptophyta; Magnoliopsida; Brassicales; Brassicaceae
Source: the annotation of a GenBank genome assembly